UCAGAUCACAACUGCAUGCCACAGUUCACAUCUUUCAGUGUGGCGCAGGACUGGUCCUCUCGCUUGCACUCUGCUCUCACUGCCUCCCUGCGAUGGCUAGACAAAUAUGCAUAAAGAAAAAACGCUCACGAGUCACGACCGACCAAUGCAACAGCGAAGCCCUCAGUCCCACGGAACAUCUCCUCCGACCUCUCCCCUGCGGAUAGAACCGCGGUUCUGCCAACAGACAGACACAAAGGAACGACGGAUAUGAACUAGUCUUCAACAGGGCGCUGAAGCUGGACAGUCAACACGGACGAGCCCUGCUUCACUCACUCCUCUUCAUGCCUUGCGUUUCUCCUUUCUUUCAGUCAACAAUUAAUCUGCGACCAACGCUCUAUGACCGAACGUGUUCCAUAUUUUUCACAGCUGUAAUUGCCUGACACGUUUUUCAGAACGGCUACCUGGACUUGACAAGACGGCAGAGAAGCAGUGUCUCCGAACACUGUUCAAUGAUCGGGACUUUUCUUGCGGAAAAGAGGAGCAUCUUGGUGACUCAUAGGCUACUCUUGAAUUAUUUGCUUUAUUUUGACUCUUACUGAGAAUUCAUGCGCGCCUGCCUUCAAUGAGGGUAUCCUGCGUUUUUUGCAUCCCGCCUUUUGAAUGAUGAUAACCACGAGACAGAAAAAAUCCCGCGCUGGUUUUCCCGCACGUUUGGGCAGUUAGUCUUUAAAUAGCUAUUACUUGCUAAUGACAGGUAUAUUGGAGAUGCCACAGGUGCAUGGUAUGAAUUUUAUAUGAAACAGAUGCUCAGAUCACAUAUUAUUAAGUGCACCGAAUAUGAAUGAGUACAUCAUUCUGUUGUAUGUGUUUUUUUAUCAGCUUGGAUAGAUAGUUGAAUAUGGUUGUGAGGUGAAGUAAUUUACCUGCCUUCUGAACUGCAAACAACUUCAAUGUCCCUCUGCAUUCUGUAUAGCUAUUAACCCAGACUGUAGCAUAAUGGACCUCAAAGUAGAAUCUGAAGAAAUGGACUGCAAGAAGCCACCCCCCAUUGAGGUUUUUGCGCACAACUCAACACUGCACGGAAUUUCGCACAUCUUCACCUAUGAGCGAGUCUGCAUCAAGCGCUGUCUAUGGGUCGUGUUCUUCCUGGGCUCCUUGACUUUACUACUGUUUGUGUGCGUGGACCGAAUACACUUCUACCUGGAGUAUCCGCACGUCACCAAACUGGACGAGAUCUCGACCCCGACGAUGGUGUUCCCCGCUGUCACGUUCUGCAACCUAAACUUCUUCCGCUUCAGUCGCGUGACGCGCAAUGACCUGUACCACGCAGGGGAGCUUCUCGCGCUACUCAACCAGAGGUAUGAGAUUAGGGACACCCACCUGGUGGAGGACAGUGUUCUGGAGGCCCUGAAGGUCAAAGCUGACUUCCAAAAUUUCAAGCCUCGCCCAUUCAACAUGCGCGAAUUCUAUGACCGCACGGGACAUGAUAUCAAGGACAUGUUGCUGGCAUGUCACUUCCGGGGGGCCGAGUGCAGAGCCGAGGACUUCCAAGUGGUGUUCACUCGCUAUGGGAAGUGUUACACGUUCAACGCGGGUGGUGAGGGCCACACCCCUCUCAUAACUACAAAGGGAGGGAUGGGUAACGGGCUGGAGCUCAUGCUGGACAUUCAGCAGGAUGAGUACCUCCCUGUGUGGGGAGAGACAGACGAGACAACGUAUGAGGCUGGGAUCAAAGUUCAGAUCCACAGUCAGGAGGAGCCUUCCUUCAUCGACCAGCUGGGCUUCGGGGUGGCACCUGGGUUCCAGACCUUUGUUUCCUGCCAGGAACAACGGCUGAUAUAUUUGCCCCCACCAUGGGGGGACUGUAAGGGGACACGGAUAGACUCAGAAUUCUUUGAGUCCUACAGCAUCACCGCCUGCCGUAUCGACUGUGAGACGCGCUACCUGGUGGAGAACUGUAACUGUCGCAUGGUACACAUGCCUGGAGAUGCCCCAUACUGCACCCCUGAGCUGUACAAAGAGUGUGCUGAUCCAGCUCUUGACUUCCUGGUGGAGAAAGACAAUGAUUUCUGUGUGUGUGAGACGCCGUGCAACAUGACCAGAUACAGCAAGGAGCUGUCCUUCGUCAAGAUCCCCAGCAAGGCCUCUGCCAAGUAUCUGGCCAAGAAAUACAACAAGUCAGAGCAGUACAUAGCUGACAAUAUCCUGGUUCUGGACAUUUUCUUUGAGGCUCUAAACUAUGAGAUGAUCGAACAGAAGAAAGCCUAUGAAGUAGCAGGACUUUUAGGUGAUAUUGGAGGUCAGAUGGGUCUUUUCAUUGGAGCCAGUAUCCUUUCUAUUCUGGAGCUGUUUGACUACAUCUAUGAGGUGAUAAAGUACAAGCUCUGUCGAUGCUCAGAGAAGAAACACAAGCACAGCAACAACGACCAGGGAGCUGUUCUGAGCCUGGACGAUGUGAAAUGUCACGUCAGUAACUUUCACUAAGCAUUUGCAGCUCUCAGAAGAAGGCAGCCAUAUUGCUUCAUGUCUAAACAUCUCAAUGAAGAAUUUCAUGUGCAUGAAGCCAGGUUGUUUUUGUAAAAGAAAAUGUGUUCUAAAUGAACGUACCUGGUGAAUGUGUGUGGGGGGAUAUGUCUAGUUUUACCUUGCACACAGCAGGAUACAAGACAACCAAUCCAAUGAUCCACAUGUAUCCAUUGGAUUUCAUUGUCUAAUGUAAAUGGCUUUGCAACAGAACAAUGGAAUACCAAAUCGAAGAUCAAAUAUACAAAAGUGUUAUCUCUAAAACUUCUGUUGAUAUUUUUUUCUGAGCAACAGAUAAGAAAAUAUAGUUAAAAUGGAUAUCAAUUGAGGUUGUGUUGUUGUGUAUCAGCUUGAGAAACAUGUCUUCACCCCAUCAAUUUCCAUCAAGUUGUCUUAAAAUCUUAGUGUCUAAUUUAAAAGGGUGCUUUCUACAAAUGUUUAAAGCAUAUCUGCAAAAGGAUACACUUUUAAAUGCAUGACUAUAUUGUCUGUUAACUCUGCUUUUCUCACUGGGUGUCUUUCAUGAGUUUACAGGGUAGGUAGCAUAAACGUAACCACAUGUAACAUAUGGAUUUUCAUUAGUAUACGCAUCAAAAGUCAAAAUGCAAAGUUACACCUCACUUUUCUAUUUUUUGAGUAUUACAUAAAACCGAUCAGAAUUCCGAAGAAUACCGAAGUCAUGUUGGAAAAUGUUUUCCCGGGAUGUGAUGUAAUAUUGAGGACCUGGCAAGCCAGCCUUUUCCAUAUAAUGUAAACUCAGACAGAAAUAACUUAAAAUAUAUAACUUAAAAUUAAACCAAAUCAUUUGCACUCAUGACUACUGGUUUCAAUUGAAUUUUCGGCCAACUUACAAACAAAUACUUUAUGAAUUUAUUGUUACAAAUCAAUGUGCAAGGUUGCUAGCCAACUAGCCUGUUAACGGUAUCCCUAGUAGCCUUUUAACGUUAGCCCUACCAGCCUGCUAACAUCAUGUCAGGUAGGUAACAAUAGCUAUUUAGCCAACUAGCUAUUAGCCUAGCUAGCCUAGCCAACCACCACAAACACAACACAACUAUAACCGCAGAUCAAAAGCAAAGAAAGAGCACAGACUUACAGAUUGAUAGCUGGGGCCCAUCCGAUAGUAAAACUAUUAAAAGAGUACAGGCUGAGUUAGCUACCAAAGCAAGGGGGAGGCGGGUGCUUCACCAGGGAGGGAGAGUCAGGGAAAUCCAAUUGCUAUAUUGCGAGAAAAAUCCAAAAUAGAUAGAUUCCAGAUGUCAGUCAGCUAGUGGGCUAGCACUAAGCCAAGGUGGAAAAAGUUACUCACGUAGCCAGAGAACUUGCCGAAAAGUUGACAAAACAAAAAGGAGAACAGAUGCGGUACUACACAAUUAGAGCAAGCAGAUAUGUUUUUCUCUUUCUUUUUGAGCCCACAGUAAGAAGGCACCAGAGCCUGACGUGCUAACAGGUUCCCACUAAAGAGCAUGAGGAUGCAGCAUGGCCGCACGUGCCCAUCUGUUCAUUGUUUACAUCACACUUCCUCCUGAUUGGUGGAUUGUAGCUCACCACGGUCAACACUUGGUCUGGAAUGUAAUUACAUGCUAGCAUGGCUAGUGGCUAACGAUAGCCAGUUUGAGCAAACUACCGAGCUAGCAUACAAACUCGGUAGCACAGAGUAGAUUAUCCAUAUGACAUUGAGAAAUAGUGCAUUGUGGGUAGUUUAGAAGAUAUCCGGAAAUAAGUUAAUAAAUAUGUAUUAACCCAAAAAUAUAACUAUAUUUGUACUUAUGGGUAACCAGAUCAUGACUACAACUAAGUUACAAAGUCUUUGAUCACACUGUGUUGUUACAUUGGUGAGUAAAAACUCAUGCUUCCUACCCUUUAAGUUUAACUUGUCUUUUUGUUUUGUUAUUUGCUCAUACUCCCACUCUUUUUUUUGUCACCCUAUCCAUUUCACAUUAUCCACCCCAGUCUCUCCAUGACAAUGCUCAUCCACCACCUCCAUACUCUGCCAAUAUGCUACUUUAUCACACAGAGCGGAGUAACUCAGAGGACUUCACCUGCUGAGCCAAUCAGAACACAAGGGAGUAAGGAAGUGGAGCAUUUCAGUUUGAUUCAAAAGUAGACAGAUGUCAGAGUAUAAAGCUUAUUUGUACAGAAUCUUGAUGAUGGGAAAUACGUAACACUUCAAUAGCACUUAAUUCUCCACUGGUGCAAGAGUAGUGCUAGCCACGUAUAGCUUGCUUGAUGAUAAUGACUGCAGCCACAAUGUCAUGAAAGUGGCUAUUUCAACCCAUGUAUACUGAACAAAAAUAUAAACUCAACAUGCAACAAUGUAAUUGAUUUUACUGAGUUACAGUUCAUAU
Messenger RNA from Coregonus clupeaformis (lake whitefish), 4850 nucleotides. Its product is annotated as acid-sensing ion channel 1. Gene Ontology annotation, cellular component: membrane. The record is from RefSeq and is a predicted model, not a curated record. Lineage: Eukaryota; Metazoa; Chordata; Actinopteri; Salmoniformes; Salmonidae. Gene Ontology annotation, biological process: sodium ion transmembrane transport. The transcript has 10 exons. The coding region runs from base 979 to 2466 and encodes 495 amino acids.